AUGUGCUCUCACAUACACAUAGGCUGCGUGGCGUUUUGGAUUUUGUGGUCUAGAUGCAUGAAAGAGUAUACAAUAGAGGCGCGCUCACGCAAAGCUGCUGCUUGCAUUACAAGUUUAACUGCGGGCAUUUUUAGUUUUUCUGUCAAAGAGAUGCCCAAAUUUGCCCGAAUGCCGUGUUUGGUUCUAGUAAGGGUAGCGUUCACAUCACGCGCAUUUUCUGUCUUUCGCAUGCGCAUACCGACGUAAUAAAACUUUUGUCACUUUCUAGCUCGACAUUUCAGGUCGGAACGUUCUCCCGCCCAGCACGGCUGCAAGCCUUGGACCAAGAAUUUAGUGAGCGCCCGCGCACUCGGAGGUGGAGGAUAACGAGAGCG
Messenger RNA from Amoebophrya sp. A120, 374 nucleotides. Lineage: Eukaryota; Dinophyceae; Syndiniales; Amoebophryaceae. The record is from the annotation of a GenBank genome assembly.